Messenger RNA from Paecilomyces variotii, 2547 nucleotides. RefSeq lists its product as hypothetical. The transcript is spliced from 2 exons. Bases 147 to 2402 code for a protein of 751 amino acids. The record is from RefSeq and is a predicted model, not a curated record. Lineage: Eukaryota; Fungi; Ascomycota; Eurotiomycetes; Eurotiales; Thermoascaceae.
AUAUUUACAAUUCCGGGGAGUUCUCCGGGCGAGAGGGGCGUACCUGAAAGAGUAUAAAAUGGUAGCUCUAUACGUCGGGUUGUCCUAGACCAGCUGCCUUGAGAAAAGUUGUCCUUCGUUCAUAUUAUCUACCUUUUCUCUCCAAAAUGCGGUGGACAGCUUUGCUGCUGUCACUAGCUGCCAGUGCAGUGGCCUUGCCUCGACCUGAACGCAGAUCGCAGCCAGCCGAUGUAUGCUUGCGUCCGGACGAAGUGCUCGACCUGCUGCUUCGAGUACCAGAGUCUAUUCCUUUCUGUCGCGACCUGAUCGAUAUUCCGCUCCGUGGAACCACUACGAAGAUCAAUUCGUUCGUUCCGCCCCCGGCAACUUCGACAGUCACUCAGACAAUCCAUGAUCGUGGUCCUCCCCUCAAGACGACCAAGACGGUCACGCAAACAAUCGACUCGACCAUCACGGAGCACAUCACCGACUUGCAAACCCAAUAUGUCACAGCUACUCAGACAAGUCUUGUUCCUGUUACCGUCACUGAUACCCAGACGUCAACCAUCACUACCGUGUCUACAACCUUCGUCACCGAUCCUGCAUACGAGACCAUCACUCUGUCUUUCAGUAGCUUUACGACAGAUCCUGUCACUGAGACUAUCACCAACUUUGCCACUGCCACUCUCACGGACUCAACCACUCAAACCUUUACGGAGACGUAUACGAAUACAAUUACAGACUACUCCACAGCUACUGUCACCGACUAUAUCACGGCCACGGCAACUGACUCUGUCACUGACACAUUUACCAAUUUCCUUACUGAAAGCGUCACCAACUAUCAUACAGAGACACUUACACUUUCCUUUACCGAUACCAUCACAGCUACUGAGACAAAUACAAUCGCUUCAACUACUACGGACAGUGUCGGGGCUCUCACUUUCGUGGGCGUUCCUGAUGUGAUUUCCCAGACGGAGACAGACACUGUUACAAACUCAGUGUUUACCACUGAUAUUGAGACCACAACAGUCAUUACCACGACGAUAGUUACGGACGGGACUCUGGUCACCACGACUGCUGUUGCAACUAUCGCUGUCGCAAAGCGUGGAGAUACACUCAUCAACAGAGAACCCCUUCGUGUUGCAGCGUAUCCGACACCCUCUCCUCUGAGGACCAUUCCUGUGGCGGCUCUCUCAACCGCAUGCUCUGCAUUGAAGAUCCCGGCGGUCUCGACCGUGAUUAUCACUGAGACUCUACCACAGCCCACUACAACGACCACUGUCACUACGCACCUUCCGUCGAAUGGGAUACAAACUGUCUAUGUCACGAGAUAUCUCAAUGCCUAUGUGACACAUUUCCUCACUGCCGUAUCGACCAUUCUCAAGACCAAUACUGCAAUCACCGAUGUGCCUUCGACAACUACCCUUGACGCCACGACGUUCGUUACUGCGACCAGCACCACUAUUGAAACUGAGGUCCCGACUAUCACUGUCACAGAUAAUCAAUUCACAACAGUAACUGAAUUCUCAACGACGGAUGUGACUGCAGAUGUUACCUCCUCGACCACUUUGGAUGUCACUGCUUCGGACACUGUCACUGUCACUCAAUCUACGACUACGGAUGUGACCUCUACCACAACGAAUGAUGUAACUUUAACCAACACUAUAACAGCGACAACAAGCUUGACCGUCAGCCCGACUGUCACGCAAACGGUCGAUGUGACUGCUACUCCCACUGUCUCGGUGACAGCCACCGCAACAGAGACUACAACGGUAGAUGUCACUUCCGUUUCAACUAUCACCUCAACCGAAUGGUUGACUGUCACUGUUCCCUCGCCGACAACGGUGCAAGCCACUGUUUCGGCUACCGUUGAUAUCACUAGCACAGUGCUGAGCACUACCAGCGUUGACCUCACUGUCACCCAGACUGUCUCAACCAUCAGCACCACCACGGUGACAGCGACCGCAUCCGCCACGCCCACGAAUUUGCUACAGAAUGGAGGCUUUGAAAGUAGUUAUCAAAGCGGCUCUAUUGCGCCUUGGACAUAUACCUCCGGCGGCAAUGGAAAACUGGCUUUCGUGGCCGGAUAUAACAGUGCCGUCGCCGUCGAUCUCUAUGUCUCGGGUGCCGGUUCAUCAUACUCCGCAAUCUCCCAGACUGUGGCCACGGUUCCUGGACAUCUCUACACCUUGGCCUUCAACUACUAUGUGAUAGGAGGUAAUCCGGUCUCAGCUCUUACGUGCGGCGCUAACAAUAGCAUUGGCACAUCAUACACGGUCAACCUUGGCACCGCGGCCAAGAAUGUUUGGCGUACGGCUAGCAUCAGUGUGCCUGCCACUUCAGGGACUACAACGGUUACUUGCAGGGUUAGCAGUUCCAUAGUAGCCUCAGCGUACCUUGACAAUGUGAGCCUGAUCUACUGAAGACAAGGAGGGAGUGUGCCGUACGCUCUGUGAUGAAUGAUGCAGUUCAAUUAGAGUUAUGAAUUGAUCGGCUUCAACCUCUAGAACAGGGAAUAUGUACAUACCAAACACUCAUACAUAUAUAUAUACAGUACAUAAUCUGAAC